AUGUCACUCAUAGGCCAAUUGAUCUGCGCGUCAACGAGGUGUUCCGAAAAAAAUGAUUUGAAGUCUUGGGAAGUUAACUUCGCAUAUAUAGAGGAUGGAGAAAAGAAGAAUGCGUUGGUGAAAAUUAGACUUUGUCCAAAGUGUUCCGGCAAGUUGAACUAUAAGAACCGUCAUCAAGAAGUAAAUCGAGAACAGAAACAUGAAAAUCGAAAAAGAAAGUCGUACGAGGGUUGGAGCGAGCGAGAUCAAAGCGACGCCACCGAAAGUCAUGAUAAUGUUGGCUCCAAGAAGAAGAAAAUCAGUGAAAAGUCUGCGACGUCGUCACAGAGAGAAGUUCCUCGGUCGUCGGCAACGGACAGGACAGAAGAAUUUGAUGAAUAUUUUACUGGCUUAUUUGAUUGA
This is a messenger RNA of Acaulospora colombiana, 402 nucleotides long. NCBI's taxonomy places the organism in Eukaryota, Fungi, Glomeromycota, Glomeromycetes, Diversisporales, Acaulosporaceae. The record is from the annotation of a GenBank genome assembly.